Messenger RNA from Cordyceps militaris CM01, 1470 nucleotides. RefSeq names its product nucleoside transporter family. The coding region runs from base 1 to 1470 and encodes 489 amino acids. Gene Ontology annotation, cellular component: fungal-type vacuole membrane; plasma membrane. The transcript has 2 exons. Gene Ontology annotation, molecular function: nicotinamide riboside transmembrane transporter activity; nucleobase transmembrane transporter activity. Lineage: Eukaryota; Fungi; Ascomycota; Sordariomycetes; Hypocreales; Cordycipitaceae. Gene Ontology annotation, biological process: nucleoside transmembrane transport. The record is from RefSeq and is a predicted model, not a curated record.
AUGAGAAGCACCGACAAGGUCAUGCCCCGACACGGGUCGUCACACGCAGCAGAGUACGAGCCCUUGACGGGACCUGACACGCCGACCGAGAUGCAGCCUGAAGACAUUAUCCUCGACGACGACGACGACGACGAGUUCAGCGCCGACAGCUCGCCGGACGAACCGCCCUUUUCGUGGGUUGACUAUGGCGUCUUUGUCUUCCUGGGUCUGGCAAUGCUCUGGGCAUGGAACAUGUUCCUCGCCGCCGCGCCCUACUUUGAAUCGCGCUUCCAGGGCAGCCCCUGGAUCAAGACCAACUUCCAACCCACUAUCAUGACCGUCUCGACCACCACCAGCCUCGCCGCCGUCCUCAUCCUCACCAAGCGCCAGCGCAGCGCCUCGUACCCCCUCCGCAUCAGCUGCGGCCUGCUCCUCAACGUCGCCACCUUUGCGCUCCUCACCGCCUCCACCACCGUCGCCCUCGGCGUCUCCCCGGUCGCCUACUUCGUCUUCGUCCUCGCCAUGGUCGCCGCCACGUCCGUCGCCACCGGCCUGCUGCAGAACGGCGCGCUCGCCUUCGCCUCCAGCUACGGCCGCCCCGAGUACAUGCAGGCCCUCGUCACCGGCCAGGGCGUCGCCGGCAUGCUGCCCGCGCUGGCCGAGGUCCUCAGCGUGCUGCUCUUCCCGUCGGGCGGCAGCGGCGAUCGCAGCAGCGACGCGUCAGUGUCGACGGCAGCGGCCGAGGGCAAGACGUCGGCGUUUGUGUACUUUUUGGCCGCCGUUGUCAUCUCCGUCGUCGCCAUGGUCGCCAUGAUCCCGCUCCGGCGCCAAAACAAGCGCAACGCCCAGUACCGCGUCCUCCGCCCGGCCGGCGCCGCCGACGAGGACACAGACGAGGACGACCGGUCCGCCCCCGCGCGCAAGGUCGUCCCCAUGCGCGUGCUCUUUGCCAAGCUGCGGUGGCUGGCCCUCGGCGUCGCCCUCAUCUUCACCACCACCAUGUUCUUCCCCGUCUUCACCGCCAAGAUCCGCUCCGUCCGCGAGCCCGCCGACCCCUGGGCCGGCGGGCUUUUGGCCCCCGACGCCUUCAUCCCCCUCGCCUUCUUCGUCUGGAACUGCGGCGACUUUGCCGGCCGGGUGGCGACGGCCCUGGGAUCCGCCCGUCGCGGCCUCGGCGCCAACUCGUCCCGCGGCGGCCGCCCCAAGCUGCUCUUCAAGCUCGCCGCGCUCCGCAUCGUCCAGCUCCCGCUCUACCUGCUCUGCAACAUUGGCGGCCGCGGCGCCGCCGUCCCCAGCGACCUCUUUUACCUGCUCCUCGUCCAGCUGCCCUUUGGCCUCACCAACGGCUGGCUCUGCGCCCGCCUCAUGACCUCGGCCGGCAGCUGGGUCGACGAGGGCGAGCGCGAGGCCGCUGGUGGUUUUAUGGGCAUGUGCCUCAUCAUCGGUCUCACGGCCGGCAGCCUGCUGAGUUUUUCAAUUGCCGGCAUAUAA